AAGAAAAAAGGAAAAAGAGAGACAGAAAAAGGAAAGAGAGAAAGAGACAGAAAAAAGAAGAAAACUCAGAAACUCAUCGUGGUUCUUGACUGUUUUUUAUAUAUUAUUGUUGUUAUUGUUGUUGUUGUUAUUAUUAUUAUUUACCCAUAUUGGAGAAUAGGAGAAGCCUAUAAGUGGGUUGCAAAAAAAAAAAAAAAGAAAGGAAUCUUCUUCACUCUAAAUCACUUUCUUUGCUGGACUGGGAUAUUAAAUAUACGACACAUCCAGGAGUUUAUUGGAGCGCAGACUGAUGGCGCAAAGGGACAAGGGGAAUUGCUACUAAAUAAUGUUUCUGUACGAUGAGCUGCCCCACUACGGCGGGAUGGACGGAGUAGGGGUGCCGGCGUCCAUGUACGGGGACCCCCACGCCCCCCGGCCGAUUCCCCCGGUGCACCACCUCAACCAUGGGCCGCCGCUCCACGCCGGACAGCACUACGGCGCCCACGCCCCGCACCCCAAUGUCAUGCCGGCCAGCAUGGGCUCCGCUGUCAACGACGCCCUGAAGCGGGACAAGGAUGCGAUCUACGGGCACCCGUUGUUCCCCCUCUUAGCUCUGGUCUUUGAGAAGUGCGAGUUGGCGACCUGCACGCCCCGGGAGCCCGGCGUGGCCGGCGGGGACGUCUGCUCCUCCGACUCCUUCAACGAGGACAUCGCCGUCUUCGCCAAACAGGUCCGCGCCGAAAAACCACUUUUUUCUUCAAAUCCAGAGCUGGACAAUUUGAUGAUCCAAGCAAUACAAGUACUAAGGUUUCAUCUUUUGGAAUUAGAAAAGGUUCAUGAAUUGUGUGAUAACUUCUGCCAUCGGUACAUUAGUUGUUUGAAAGGAAAAAUGCCAAUAGACCUCGUUAUUGAUGAAAGGGAUGGCAGUUCCAAAUCAGACCACGAAGAACUCUCAGGAUCUUCCACAAAUUUAGCCGAUCAUAAUCCUUCAUCUUGGAGAGACCAUGAUGAUGCAACCUCAACGCACUCAGCAGGCACACCAGGGCCCUCCAGCGGGGGCCACGCUUCCCAGAGUGGAGACAACAGCAGCGAGCAAGGAGAUGGUUUAGACAACAGUGUAGCCUCACCUGGUACAGGAGAUGAUGAUGAUCCAGACAAGGACAAAAAGCGUCAGAAGAAAAGAGGCAUUUUCCCCAAAGUAGCAACAAAUAUCAUGAGAGCGUGGCUUUUCCAACAUCUCACACAUCCAUAUCCUUCAGAGGAGCAGAAGAAACAGUUAGCCCAAGACACGGGACUUACAAUUCUACAAGUAAACAACUGGUUUAUUAAUGCCAGAAGAAGAAUAGUACAGCCUAUGAUUGACCAGUCAAAUCGAGCAGGUUUUCUUCUUGAUCCUUCAGUGAGCCAAGGAGCAGCAUAUAGUCCAGAGGGUCAGCCGAUGGGAAGCUUUGUAUUGGAUGGUCAGCAGCACAUGGGAAUCCGGCCUGCAGGACCUAUGAGUGGAAUGGGCAUGAAUAUGGGCAUGGAUGGGCAAUGGCACUACAUGUAACCUUCAUCUUGUAAACCAGUCGCAAAGCAAGGGGGAAGUUUGCAAGGCAUGCCAGGGGACUACGUAUCUCAGGGUGGUCCUAUGGGUAUGAGUAUGGCACAGCCAAGUUACACUCCUCCCCAGAUGACCCCACACCCUACUCAAUUAAGACAUGGACCCCCAAUCCAUUCAUAUUUGCCAAGUCACCCCCACCACCCAGCCAUGAUGAUGCACGGAGGACCCCCUACCCACCCUGGAAUGACCAUGUCAGCACAGAGCCCCACAAUGUUAAAUUCUGUAGACCCCAGUGUUGGUGGACAGGUUAUGGACAUUCAUGCCCAAUAGUAUAAAGGAACUCAAGGGAAAAAUAAAACAAAGACAAACAGAAACUAUUUUAAGACUUUUGAACUUUGACCAGAUGUUGACACUUAAUACGAAAUUCCAGACAGCUGUGAUUAUUUUUUACUUUUUGUCAUUUUUCAUCAACAACAGAGGACCAACGAAACAAGAACACAAAUGUGAAAUCAUGGGCUCACUGAAAUGAAUAUGUCCAUGUACAGAUCCUCUGGAAAAAAAAAGACUCCAAGAGUUAUAACUACUGUAGUAUAAACAUAGGAACUAAGUUAACUUGUACAUUUCUGUUGAUCACUCCGUUAUGUUGCCUCAAAUAGUUUUAGAAGAAAAAAAAUCCUUGUUUUCCACACUAUGUGUGUUGUUCCCAAAAGAAUGACUGUUUUGGUUCAGCAGUGAAGUCACUAUACAUGAAAGACCUGUUUUGGCCAGUGAGAAAAGAACUACCCUGGAGAUGAAGACAAAAAGUCUUGCUGGGUCUCUCAUCACUCAGAAGACUGUUCCAAGAAGGCCUUGCCAUUCCCUCAUUUCAUUCCUUCAUAAAAUGUGUCCUUUAGUUUCAAACAGAUCUUUAUAGUUUGUGCUUCAUUAAGUCUCUCCCCAUUCCUUCCCAAUCUAUUUUUUUUUUUGGACUCUUCUUCAAAGAGCUUGCAGGUGAAGAUUUAAAAGACAGAACAGACAGAGCAGAAGCUUCUUCCAGUAGUUCUGAGCCUUGGCUUUGGACAAAACAAAACUAGAAGUUGGGCAGCUUUCCUAAAUGAAAGAAGUUACUAAUGGUCUUUGCACCAAACCUAGGACUUUAUCAUGAACUCAAAGCUUGGGAAAAAAAGAAAAAAGCAAGAGAAUACUGUAACAAACUUCGUACAGAGUUCGGUCUAUUAAUUGUUUCAUGUUAGAUAUUCUAUGUGUUUACCUCAAUUGAAAAAAAAAGAAUGUUUUUGCUAGUAUCAGAUCUGCUGUGGAAUUGGUAUUGUAUGUCCAUGAAUUCUUCCUUUCUCAGCACGUGUUCCUCACUAGAAGAAAAUGCUGUUACCUUUAAGCUUUGUCAAAAUUUACAUUAAAAUACUUGUAUGAGGACUGUGACGUUAUGUUUCAAAAAGAAAAAAAAAGGUGUUAAGUCACAAAAUGCGGUAAUAAAUAUUUCAUUUUUGAUUUUU
Chiroxiphia lanceolata (lance-tailed manakin) is the source of this 3015-nucleotide messenger RNA. It is a transcript of the gene MEIS2, whose product is annotated as Meis homeobox 2. Bases 326 to 1528 code for a protein of 400 amino acids. Lineage: Eukaryota; Metazoa; Chordata; Aves; Passeriformes; Pipridae. The transcript has 14 exons. Gene Ontology annotation, biological process: eye development; positive regulation of cell population proliferation; embryonic pattern specification. Gene Ontology annotation, molecular function: DNA-binding transcription activator activity, RNA polymerase II-specific; RNA polymerase II cis-regulatory region sequence-specific DNA binding. The record is from RefSeq and is a predicted model, not a curated record.